Spodoptera litura is the source of this 1035-nucleotide messenger RNA. Its product is annotated as galectin-7-like. Gene Ontology annotation, molecular function: galactoside binding; carbohydrate binding. Lineage: Eukaryota; Metazoa; Arthropoda; Insecta; Lepidoptera; Noctuidae. The record is from RefSeq and is a predicted model, not a curated record.
UUGGCGACAGCCCAUCCGAAAUCAACAAUCGUUUAAUUUGACAGAUAAAACAUAUUAAAAAGAUGUAUACUACUAUAAUGAAUCCGGGAACACCAAGCACGAUUGCUAUUCCUGGGGGUAUUUUCCCCGGCCAGAUUAUAAGAUUCAAAGGUAGCACUCCUCUUGCAGCAAGGAGGUUCGGGAUAGACUUCCAGUACAACAAAAACAUCGCUUUUCAUUUCAAUCCUCGUUUCACGGAUGGCCAUAUUGUACGCAACCAUUACAUCUCUGGGUUGUGGGGCAAUGAGGAGACCUCCGGAGGCUUACCAUUGACACGUGGAUCCUCAUUCGAAAUCGUUUUCGUCUGUCAUUAUGAUCGUUUUAAGGUGAUGCUGAACGGAGAACAUUUCACCGACUUCAUGCACCGUGUUCCGUUCCAUAGGAUCACCCAUAUCGAUGUGAGUCAUGACGUCAUCAUAGAUGAAAUUGACUUCGAAGGAACUCCACCACCAAAGGACUACCUUUCGAACGAUGCUGAGGGAGUCUGCGGUCCUUACUGAACAAAGCAGAGAUGGCCAGGAAAACUAAUAUAUUUUUAUUUUGAUUUGUUUCUUAUUUUUAAUAGUAAAUAAUCAAUGUUGUCUCUAUUUUCUGACACCUCAUGGGGUCAGUAGAAUACCAGCUCUGUACCUAGUACUAUUUUGAAAAUGGUUAACUCAAUCGCAAGUCACAUUUUAAAAACUCAAAUCGGAAACUACAACAAAAAGUCAUAAUGUCAUAAAACCCAGAAUGUCAAAAUAACCACUUGACAUAAUUCUACUCCCUUCCGUCCUCACCUGGUGGCGCUGGUGUCGAAAUCGCUUAUUUUCAGAAACUGCGGGUUCCGAAGUGACAUUGCAAAAUAAAUUUCAGAAUAGUACGGCGUGGCCCAGGCUGACACAUUCAUUCAUUUUUAGUUUUAUAUGAUGUUAUAAACAAUCUUUAAAUUUUCAUUAUUGUAUCCAUUUCUGUAAAUAUACUUUAUUCUUCUGAAAAUAAAGUUGAUUAUUUAUUACA